UAUCCUUGAGCUGGAGUUCUGGAUGUGUCGGCCGCGCGAGCCGCCAUUUCAAAGCAAACUGGGAUAAUAUUUAUGUAUAUAUAUACACCGAAUUUAGUUUUAUAUAUUUUAUUGCAAACAGGUGCAUUUACUUUUUUAAUUUUACACCAAACGUCGCAUUACAUCCAAACUUUUUUCUUGCGGAGAUGGAUGGUGAAGCGGCGCAGGUUGCAGAACACACAGAGACCAGUGCAGCUUCUACGGAAGGAGUCACAUCCAUCAACAAAGCCAGGGGUAGGGGGUCUAAAGGCCCUGGUCGAGAGGGCCGGACAGCUAGAGGUGGACGUGGUGGGAGGAGUAUGAUGAUGAAGGCACAUGGUCCCUCUGGACGAGCCAGAGGAAGAGGCAGAGAUGCAGCAAUGAAUGGCUUUGGACCGGGAAGACGAGCUAUGGGAAGGAUGCGGCCGUACCCUGAACUCCGAGGUCACCAGGGAGGGCGGGGUGGACCCAUGGGAUUGGGGCGCCCCCCUCCUCUUCCUCCCCCUCCUCCCCCUCCACCAAUGCACAUGAGAGGUCCUUACCCACCCAUGCACAGGCCUGGCCCUCCACCCCCACCCCCACCAGGGCAUCCUGGCUUUAGGGGACACCCCCCUCACCUCCGGGGUCGAGGAAUGCACCCAGGUCCGCCUUGCCAUUUCCGCCCCAGAGGCUUCUACUGUGGACCGCCCACUCCUCCGCCUCCCCCACCACCUGGCAGAGGCCAGCGCUGGCCGGGGCCUCCCGUUGGCCGGCGCUUUUAAAUCUGCUUACUGUUUAACGCUUAGCACCUUUUUAAUAGGGGCCCACGUUUAGGUGUAACGGGACGCUCGCUUUUCAAGCACCUUGAGCUCCUCACAAAGACUUUGUAGGGAAAUGUUUGGUCUCAACUCACAGUGGAGGCACCACACACGCAAAAGGGCCUCAGAUCACGUAAAGAACGGACAUCUUGCCUGUUUUAUGCCGAGACGCAGCGUUUCAAACCCUCCUCUCCUUCUCUAAAACCUGCGUUUUAAUGAAGCGAGAAGAUACCUUUAGGCAUAGGGAAAUACUACUCUGUUGUCGAAAGGGACAAAAAGUUGACUUAUCAGUUCCGCAUCUGGCUGUUCUUGGAUCACAACCAGAUGUUUUUUGCUGCCAAAGUAGUUGCUUGACAGUAUUGAAGGAAUUUUUAAAGAAACUGAGAAAAAGAAUAAAAAAAGAGAAAGAGAAGCCAGCACAACAGCCCUUCAGCACCAGUAUUAGCUCCUUGUUGUGUGACUCCUUGGACCUCCCCAACUAUUACUUUAUUACAUAAACAUAGUCUAAAAUCCUAACUGUAUAUACAGUAACAGCGGCAGAAGCUGCAAAGUGUGUGGCACACUGGGAAAGGUAUUAAAAAUACCACAUGUACCUGUCAAGUGUUCUUGAUCCUUAAAGGUAACAUAAAGAGUUAAAUGUCUUUAAUGUGCAGGUGUUUUAAGUUAAUAUAUGUUUAGAACAAUUUGGUUGUGUACUACGAUUAUUGUUAAAUGGACUUCUAAAAUGGAUA
This is a messenger RNA of Scleropages formosus (Asian bonytongue), 1546 nucleotides long. RefSeq names its product splicing factor 3B subunit 4. NCBI's taxonomy places the organism in Eukaryota, Metazoa, Chordata, Actinopteri, Osteoglossiformes, Osteoglossidae. The record is from RefSeq and is a predicted model, not a curated record. The coding region runs from base 186 to 779 and encodes 197 amino acids. The transcript is spliced from 6 exons.